GUGCGAGAUCGAGGAUCCUGUUAUUGUGUGCUUCCAUGUUUCACCUGAUUUAGGUUCAGCGGUACAGAUCGCGCAAGUGUUCUCCAGCUAGCCGAGGCGCAGCGUCUGUGUCAAGAGAGACGAGUUUCAGUCUCAGAAAGACAUCAUAAAAAUGGCUUCAAAAAGAGCUCUGGUUAUUCUGGCUAAAGGAGCAGAGGAGAUGGAGACAGUCAUCCCUGUAGAUGUCAUGAGACGGGCUGGAAUUAAGGUCACCGUUGCUGGUCUGACUGGAAAAGACCCAGUACAAUGCAGCCGAGAUGUUCUCAUUUGUCCUGAUGUUAGUCUGGAGGAUGCAAAAAAAGAGGGGCCUUAUGAUGUGGUAGUUCUACCAGGAGGUAAUCUGGGUGCACAGAAUUUAGCCGAGUCUGCAGUUGUGAAAGAGAUACUGAAGGACCAAGAAAAACGGAAAGGCCUCAUAGCUGCUAUCUGUGCAGGUCCUACAGCUCUGUUGGCUCAUGAAAUAGGUUUUGGAAGCAAAGUUACAACACAUCCACUUGCUAAAGACAAAAUGAUGAAUGGAAGUCAUUACAACUACUCAGAAAAUCGUGUGGAAAAGGAUGGUUUGAUCCUUACCAGCCGAGGGCCUGGGACCAGCUUUGAAUUUGCUCUUGCAAUUGUUGAGGCACUGAGUGGUAAGGAGGUGGCUGACCAAGUAAAAGCCCCUCUUGUUCUUAAAGAUUAGAGCAGAAAUAUUUCAUAAUGAGUUAGAACUCUCACUGUGUUCACUUUAAGCAAAGACAGGCAGUUGAUGUGUUAAAAAAAGCUGCCCUCCCUGCCUUGGUGAAAUCCAGUUGUGCAGCAAUAGGUAUAUUUGGUCCCUACAUUUCUGAACCCCAAUUGCAGAAUAAAAAGUGCAUAAACACAAACAA
Messenger RNA from Erinaceus europaeus (western European hedgehog), 908 nucleotides. RefSeq names its product Parkinsonism associated deglycase (gene PARK7). The record is from RefSeq and is a predicted model, not a curated record. Gene Ontology annotation, cellular component: nucleus; cytosol. The transcript is spliced from 7 exons. Gene Ontology annotation, biological process: protein deglycation, glyoxal removal; guanine deglycation, glyoxal removal. Lineage: Eukaryota; Metazoa; Chordata; Mammalia; Eulipotyphla; Erinaceidae. Bases 152 to 721 code for a protein of 189 amino acids. Gene Ontology annotation, molecular function: protein deglycase activity.